This is a messenger RNA of Colletotrichum karsti, 750 nucleotides long. RefSeq names its product 60S ribosomal protein L23. Gene Ontology annotation, biological process: translation. NCBI's taxonomy places the organism in Eukaryota, Fungi, Ascomycota, Sordariomycetes, Glomerellales, Glomerellaceae. Gene Ontology annotation, cellular component: cytosolic large ribosomal subunit; ribosome. Gene Ontology annotation, molecular function: large ribosomal subunit rRNA binding; structural constituent of ribosome. Bases 1 to 750 code for a protein of 249 amino acids. The transcript is spliced from 5 exons. The record is from RefSeq and is a predicted model, not a curated record.
AUGCCGACCAUAAUAAACGGCUACCCAACCCGCCGCCGGCGCCGCUACACCCCCGAAGAAACCCUCACCCGCGCGGCCUACCUCAUCCGCCACCCCUCCAUCCUCACCCUCCGCGAUGUCGCGUGGACGCUCUACCUCCUCUACGUCGCCUACGUCACGUACUUCACCCUGCGGAGCAUCGCGUUUCUGGUCUUCGAGGCGGAUGGGAGGAGGAGAUGGACGGAGCCGCCGGAGGAGUGGGGCACGCCGCCGCCGGGCUGGAAGAUGGGCUGGCGGCUGUCCUUUUGGCUUUUGAGGACGAUGGUCUGGAGGAGGCUUGGGGCUUGGGUGUAUGAGGUGUUCUCCCGUGGUGCCCCUGGUGGCAAGCUUAAGAUGACCCUCGGUCUCCCCGUCGGUGCCGUCAUGAACUGCGCGGACAACUCGGGUGCUCGCAACCUGUACAUCAUCUCCGUCAAGGGUACCGGUGCCCGCCUCAACAGACUGCCCGCCGGUGGUGUCGGUGACAUGGUCAUGGCCACCGUCAAGAAGGGAAAGCCUGAGCUCCGCAAGAAGGUCCACCCCGCCGUCAUCGUCCGCCAGUCCAAGCCCUGGAAGCGCUUCGACGGUGUCUUCCUCUACUUCGAGGACAACGCUGGUGUCAUCGUCAACCCCAAGGGUGAGAUGAAGGGCUCUGCCAUCACCGGCCCCGUCGGUAAGGAGGCUGCCGAGCUCUGGCCCCGUAUUGCCAGCAACUCCGGUGUUGUCAUGUAA